AAAAAAUAGCACUUAUUAUUAUUAUUAAAUGCCGCGCGGGAAACAACGAAAACGCUCGACGGAUGCCAAAAGAACACACUACCAAAUUGGCCCAAGCUCAACAAUUGCUAAGUGAAUUUUCCAAAUGUUCUUCUAUUUCCUAAAACUUUCAAUCGUCGUUUCCUUUGCGCGCGCUUUUCAAUUCGUCCGAUAAAACAAGUGUCUUCUGCACAUACAUACAACAAAACAAGGCAAAUAGCAACAUAUUCCCAGUGUUUGUGAUAAUUUUUGAAAAACAAAAGAAUCAAGUGAUAAAAACAAAACUUAGAUAAAACCGAACAACAACACUACCCGAACAUUUUUUGAUGGUUUGCAAAAGUGUUACACUAGACACUAUCAAGAUGCAGCUGAAGAUGGAAGCGCAAGCGACGCCACAGCAACAGGCACAGCAGCAGCAGCAACAGCAGCAACAAUUGCAACAGCAAGUGAUGAGCAAACAGCAGCUGCAAUUGCUGGAUAAAAUAAAAAUUGAGACAAGCAACGGCAACGAUCCACAAGCGACUCAAGUACUCGAGGAACAACAGGAGCAGCAGCAGCAACAACAGCAGCAGCAACAGCAGCAGCAACAAUCGCAGCAACAACAGCAGCCAACAACAACUGUUGGCGUUGGCGUUCUAGUGCAGUCGAACAGUCUCAGCGAGAGCGACGAGCAGCAGCAGACGCAGUACGUCGUUGUGCCACGCACCCAACAGCGACGCAUUCUGACCACAGCUGGCACGCUUGAACUGAAUGAGGCACGCGAAGGCGAACACAGCACCAACAACAGCAGUGCCAGCUCCAACUCCGCGCCCGAGACGCACAUCGAGUAUCAGCGCAGCUCGCAUCAAUCACCGCACUACAUUCAGAUGGCGCCCCGCAACGCCGCCGAGGUCGCCGAGCAGGUGGCAGCGAGUGCGCCUCCUGGCACAUACUACGCGUAUACUUCGGGAGCAAUACUGUGCGCCGACGAUGUGUCGGCCAUUAAGCUGGAGACCAUCGACAAGAACGAUGUGCCUGGAGAGGCACAAGCACAGCAGCUGCAGCAACAACACCAGCAUCAACAGCAGCAACAGCAACAGCAGCAAUGUCCCACCCCCAAUGGCGGUCCCUAUGCCGAUGCUAUUGUGGUUAGUGAGGCUGCCUUGCAGCAUCAUCAUCAGCAGCAGCAGCAGCAGCAACAACAGCAUCAGAAGCAGCAGCAUCAUCAGCAACAUCCCGCAGUUGCAGCAGCUGCUGCCGCCGCCGCCGCAGCAGCCGCCAGUCAAAAUCCCAGCGUGCGCUAUGUGACCGAAGAUGGACGCUUCACCACCGCCAGCGGUGAGCCAGAGCCAGCUGGUGGCAACCUCUACUACGAUUCACCUGUGGUGGAUGCCAGUGUCCAUGCGAAUGAGGCCAAGACCUAUGCGGAUCUGGGCAGUGCCUACGCGCCCUUUCCCCCCAACUCGACAUUCAGCAGCAACAACUAUGCGGCAACGUUGCAGCAAGGCAACACUGUCUACAGUGUGCCUGGUACCGGUCAAUUCCUGACCAAAACGGAUCCCAAUUUGAAUGCAAUAAGAGCCACUGCAGCGGGCAACUACCAAACCAUCUCCUUCUUGGACAGCACUAGUGUGAACGAUCCGGCAUUGUGGACUACGGCCGGUACGGAGUAUCAGGGUGUGUCAUAUACGAACUAUCAUACGCAGGUCAUCGAUGAUUAUCCGGCCAGCAAUAUGACGACAGCCCAUUGGCCACCGGCCACCAACAUUAGCAGCUUUGAUCCCAGCUUGGGUGCCCCCAACACCGCAUCGCCGCCGACUCACAGCCUGCAGGAGCUCAAGUGCGACAACUGCCAGACGCCAUAUAUGCGCAAGGGCUCCGACGUGUACUGUCCCGCCUGUCCCAGCUAUGGGCGUGUCCUGCCAUCUCGCAUGCCUCAGCGACAGAAGCCUAAGGCUGCGGCAGCUCCCAACAAUCGGCGCAGCGGCGUCACCUGCGCCAACUGCCAGACGAACUCGACAACGCUGUGGCGGCGCAACAACGAGGGUAAUCCCGUCUGCAAUGCCUGUGGUCUGUACUUUAAGUUGCACAACAUGAAUCGUCCUUUGUCCAUGAAGAAGGAGGGCAUUCAGAAGCGCAAACGCAAGCCAAAGAAUAAUGGAGGACCUAUUCCCCAUCGGACACUGCCAAGUAUGUCACAAGGUGUCAACUUAAUGGUGGGCAGCGGUGCGGUGUAUCCCUCUCAGGUGCCACUUCCAGGAUUGAUGAAUAGCCAACAGAAUGCUAGUCCCGAGCUGCAUGAUAUGACCACAACUGGACCAGCUGGAGGGACGCGUGUGGUAUCGAUUGCAUUGAAUGCGACAGUGCCCACGUCAUCGGAUGGCACACUGAAUAUGUCUCGUCAUCAUGUGACGAGCGAGAGUCACUCGCCCUACAGCCAACAACAACAACAACAGCAGCAACAACAGCAGCAGCAACAGCCCCCGGCACAAAGUCAAUCACCGCAUCUGCCCAACUCGAGCACGCUAAAUCGCCAGAUAGCACAGUCUGUUCCGCCAAUUGAGAGUGGUCGCAGUUCCAACAGUGAACUGACUCCAAGCGUCAUCACAAGAACAGGACUUCCAGAGCGCACAUCGAAUAACUAAACUUAACUAAAACUAAGCUUAACUAAACUAAAGUAAAGUAAACAACGUAUUCUAUAGAGAACUUUGCCAAAAUAUUACAAUUGUAAAAUAAUUCAUGUAUUUUUAGCUAGAGACAUUCCUUAUCCCAGUCAGAAAGAAUAUAAUAUGCAAGUGGUGAGUUUGAUGCCAAAAGAGAAAUAAAGUGAACUAGUUCAAAUACUUUCUACUUGUUCUCAACGAGUUACAGUAGGCUAUUAAAUUGUAUAUCUUAUUAUUUAUUAAUUCAGUUGUAUUUAUUGUAAUCUUCAAAUCAAACUUUUACUCACCAUUUGCUAUUCAAGUUUUGUCUUCCUUUUCUUAUUUAGUAACCAAUGUGCCACAAAUGAUUUGAAAUGAUUUGUGCCAAAAGGUUUAUAUAUAUUAUUAAACUUAUGCAUACCAUAUAUCGUAUAUUGUAUUGUUUUUAGUUAAUGUAUUAUUCCGCUUUAGAGUUAGUUUAGCGAAAAAAAUCACAAAACCAUAAAUAAACCUACGAUUUUGUAAUUGUAAGUCCUUUUUAUAAAAUUAAAAAUAAAAGUAAAA
Molecule: messenger RNA, 3203 nt
Organism: Drosophila albomicans
Lineage: Eukaryota; Metazoa; Arthropoda; Insecta; Diptera; Drosophilidae
Gene: GATAe
Product: box A-binding factor
Exons: 6
Coding region: 345-2642 (765 amino acids)
Biological process (GO): positive regulation of transcription by RNA polymerase II; cell fate commitment; negative regulation of transcription by RNA polymerase II
Molecular function (GO): RNA polymerase II cis-regulatory region sequence-specific DNA binding; zinc ion binding; DNA-binding transcription factor activity, RNA polymerase II-specific
Source: RefSeq, a predicted model, not a curated record